This is a messenger RNA of Solea solea (common sole), 1694 nucleotides long. It is a transcript of the gene cth, whose product is annotated as cystathionase (cystathionine gamma-lyase). The record is from RefSeq and is a predicted model, not a curated record. Gene Ontology annotation, cellular component: cytoplasm. Bases 75 to 1304 code for a protein of 409 amino acids. Gene Ontology annotation, molecular function: cystathionine gamma-lyase activity; pyridoxal phosphate binding. Lineage: Eukaryota; Metazoa; Chordata; Actinopteri; Pleuronectiformes; Soleidae. The transcript has 12 exons. Gene Ontology annotation, biological process: transsulfuration.
CUAAAAUGGGUUCUCACUGUACCAUGCAGCCUUAACACAGACUCAUCUCCACUCCACUGCGGUUCACCGGCGGUAUGGACUCGAAGAAGAAGCAGGACGAGCAGAGCGACGUGUUCGCCGGUUUCCACGCGGCCUACAAAUCCUUUGCCACGGAGGCCAUUCAUGUCGGCCAGGAGCCGGAACAGUGGAAGUCUAUGGCUGUGGUGCCACUGAUUUCUCUUUCCACCACAUUCAAACAGCUGGGACCUGGUAACCACGCCGGGUUUGAAUACAGUCGCAGUGGAAAUCCCACAAGGAACUGCCUUGAGAAGGCAGUGGCAGCUCUGGAUGGAGCAAAAUACUCUCUUGCUUUCGCCUCGGGGCUGGCAGCUACAAUGACCAUCACUCACAUGCUCAAAGCUGGUGAUGGGAUCGUCUGCAUGGAUGAUGUGUAUGGAGGCACAAAUCGCUACUUCCAAAAAAUUGCCACUAACUUUGGUCUGGAGAUCUCUUUUGCCGAUUGUACAAAACCGGAGCUGCUUAAGGCGGCACUGAAGCCCAACACCAAACUGGUGUGGAUUGAGACGCCCACCAACCCCAUGAUGAAGGUGGUUGACAUUAGGGCCUGCUCUGAUUUGGUCCAUGAGCACAACAAAGACAUCAUCGUGGUUGUGGAUAACACCUUCAUGUCUGCCUAUUUUCAGCGCCCCCUGGCUUUGGGAGCAGAUAUUUGCAUGUAUUCAGCCACCAAAUAUAUGAACGGUCACAGUGAUGUGGUGAUGGGCCUGGCUUCAACGAACCGAGAGGACUGUUAUGAGCGACUGAAGUUUCUGCAAAAUGCAUUGGGUGGCGUACCAUCACCGUUUGACUGCUACAUGUGCAACCGUGGACUGAAGACGCUACACGUGCGGAUGGAGAGACACUUCAAGAACGCCAUGGCUGCUGCCAAGUUCCUCGAGGCUGAUCCCAGGGUGGACCGUGUCAUUUUCCCUGGCCUGCCCUCUCACCCGCAGCAUGAAGUGAUGAAGAAACAGUGCACCGGGUGUCCAGGGAUGAUCACCUUCUACAUUAAGGGGAAACUUGAACACGCCACCACCUUCCUCCAAAACCUCAAAAUGUUUGCAGUUGCCGAGAGUCUUGGAGGUUAUGAAAGUCUAGCUGAACAUCCGGCGAUUAUGACCCACGCAUCAGUGCCAGAGAACGAGCGUUGUGUGCUGGGGAUCAGCGACACGCUGAUCAGACUCUCUGUGGGACUGGAGGAUGAGGCAGACAUUAUUGAAGACCUGGAGCAGGCGCUUGGUGCAGCUCAUCCACAGAAGAAUUGAAAUGACCUUGAGGCCCCCUCACUAAGGUUGAAUCGGUCGAAGUCAGGAUCAUCACUGCAGGCACCUGAAGUCCGCCACCAUCGCAGAUGAGCACACGGCAAAACCUCAGUCCAGCGCACAAACAUAGUCCAUCAGCUGUAUACAUACAAAUCAUAUCUCUGAAUCAUUUACAUGAUUUGCAAUGGAAUCUUUUUAUUGGUUAUUCUACUAGAACACAAGUUUUAAUCUUAUUUAUCUUAUGCUGGUUUUGUACGUUUGUAUGCCUUUUCUUUCAAUUUGAAAUGCUUUAGUGGGUUUAAGUGCUGUCCAGCAAGGUUGUUUUUUACUUUGUUAUUUCAAUGACAUGUUGUGUCGGAGACCAAUAAAGCUUUCAAAGAGGUGCUUUUUAAA